ACGGGGCCUGAGGGAACCGCCGCUUCCGGCGUGCACCAUGGCAACGAAACAGCGCCGGUCCCGGCAUGCAUCGCGGCCCCACAAACACUACCGCUCCCAGCAUGCCGUGGGGCAGGCCCGCGGAAUCCGCGAGGUCCAAGAUGGCGGCGGCGGCGGCGGAGCACGUCGUGGCGGACGCCGGGGCCUUUCUGCGCGGGGCGCCGCUCCAGGACUUUGGUAGAAACAUUUACACUAUUAAGGAGGUGGUCAGUGAAAUCCGGGACAAGGAAACCAGGAGGCGACUGGCCGUGCUGCCCUACCAGCUUCACUUCAAACAGCCCUUCCCUGAGUACGUUAAAUUAGUGACAGAUUUUUCAAAAAAGACUGGCGACUACCCCAGUCUGUCAGCCACAGAUCUCCAGGUGCUAGCCCUAACCUACCAGCUGGAGGCAGAGACUGUUGGGGUGGCUCAUCUGAAGACAGAGCCAGAAAAAAAGGUUCAGUUGAGCUCCACCAUACAGCAUCCAGAGGCUCCUGUUCAUGUUGCAGGGUUCCACCUGCCUUCCAAGUCCAAGCACUUGGAGGAAGAUGCAUGUCUGUCCACAUCUGAAAGUGGCCUGCGUGCAACAGCAGAGGAGAGCCAAGAGUUCAGCUCCUUCCUGUACUGGAGGAACCCUCUGCCCAGCAUUGAAAAGGACUUGCAGGAGCUGCAGAAAGUUCACACGGCUUCCAUUAGCCCAGAGGUACCGGCAGGUCUCCAGUCUGGGGAGGAUCAGGAAAAUGCUGGGGAGGAUGGAAGUGAAGGGGACAGUGAUGAUGGUGAAGGCUGGAUAACUCCCGACAACAUCAAACGGAUCCAGCAGGGUAUGGGGCAUUGUGAUGCUCCUGCCAAUGUGCAGGUUGGCUGUGUGACCACAGACUUUGCCAUGCAGAAUGUUCUGCUCCAGAUGGGUCUCCACGUGCUGGCAAUGAAUGGCAUGCUGAUCCGGCAAGCCAGAAGCUACAUCUUACGCUGUCAUGGCUGCUUCAAGACAACGUCUGACAUGACCAGGGUCUUCUGUCCGCACUGUGGCAACAAGACACUGAAAAAAGUUGCAGUAAGCGUGGGCGCUGAUGGCACCCUCCACAUGCACUUCUCCCGCAACCCAAAGGUCCUGAACACACGAGGGCUUCGGUACUCACUGCCUGCUCCCCAAGGGGGGAAACACGCCAGCAACCCCCACUUGGCUGAGGACCAGCACUUUCCUCAACAGCGGCUUUCCCAGAAGGCAAGGCAGAAAACCAAUGUCUUUGACCCGGAUUACAUUGCAGGAGUUUCUCCCUUUGCAGAAAACGAUAUCUAUAGCCGUGCAGCCAACCUGCAGAUCCGGGAUGCAGCUCUGGGUGCAGGCCGGCGGCGCAUGAACCCUAACAUAGCGACCAAGAAGUUUGUGAGGAAGAGAUGAAGGGAGGGGACUCCACUGUGAUCUGGCUGCAUCAUGAGGGAAGGGCUGUUGACUCAGGGCAAUAAGCAAUGCCACACUUCCAUGUCUGGUCUCAGAAGGAUAAGAAUUGUCACUGGGCAUCCCAGUGUGAUUCCAAAGCUUGUUACGCUGGCUGGAUUCAGAGGGGGUUUGGGCCACUGCUUCUAUGCUCAGCUGGCCACCUAGCGAGCCAGGAGACACCUAUGGCUGGGUGGCAGCAUUGAGCCUGUUAAGUGAUUCUCUGAGAUGUGGAUUCUGAGCUGAGCUGCAGGAGGGAAGAAGGUGGUACUUCAUCAAACUAGAUCUGGAAAGCAAAUCUGGCUUUUAUCCACUCCUGCCGCUUUCCCCGAGCUGUAUAACCACGUCUGACACUUCGGCAUUUCUAAUAAAGAAGGGAAUUGCA
Molecule: messenger RNA, 1845 nt
Organism: Dermochelys coriacea (leatherback sea turtle)
Lineage: Eukaryota; Metazoa; Chordata; Testudines; Dermochelyidae
Gene: NOB1
Product: NIN1 (RPN12) binding protein 1 homolog
Exons: 9
Coding region: 66-1424 (452 amino acids)
Biological process (GO): ribosomal small subunit biogenesis; maturation of SSU-rRNA
Cellular component (GO): preribosome, small subunit precursor
Molecular function (GO): RNA endonuclease activity
Source: RefSeq, a predicted model, not a curated record